Messenger RNA from Corticium candelabrum, 1276 nucleotides. RefSeq names its product transcription factor Adf-1-like. Gene Ontology annotation, biological process: regulation of transcription by RNA polymerase II. NCBI's taxonomy places the organism in Eukaryota, Metazoa, Porifera, Homoscleromorpha, Homosclerophorida, Plakinidae. Gene Ontology annotation, cellular component: nucleus; transcription regulator complex. The transcript is spliced from 3 exons. Bases 90 to 899 code for a protein of 269 amino acids. The record is from RefSeq and is a predicted model, not a curated record. Gene Ontology annotation, molecular function: DNA binding.
GGAAGUCGGAGCACGUCGCGUCGGAAGUGGCAAUUAAGAUUUUAACCAAUCACAGCCAAGUAGGAGUGCACGUGGUUGCUUCGUGAGCAAUGGCUACGAACAUGUUGGACGUUGAGCGCUUGAUAGAGAGUGUACGCAGCUGUCCUUGCCUGUGGAAGGUCAACUGCCAAGUAUACAAGGACCUGCGUGCACGAGAAAACGCUUGGAAGUGGAUUGCCAGCGAGUUGGGUGUCUCAGCAGAACUCUGCCAAAAGAAAUGGAAGAGUCUCCGAGACAAGUACGUGAGGGAGGUUAAACUUCUUCAGAAGAAACGUUUGUCCGGGACCGGAGGUCCACCUGCAACGUCUUCGUGGGUUUUCUUCACCGUGAUGACUUUUCUGGACAUUUCCGUGAAGCACAGAACAACAGACAGCAAUUUUUCAUUGCUGGAAAGUCAACAGGAGAGUCAACAACAGGAAAGUCAACAACAGGAGAGUCAACAACAGGAGAACCAGCCAGGAGAGAGCCAGCCAGCAGAGAGUGAACCCUAUGACAGUGAUGAGACAGUCGACAAUCAUGAAAGCAAUGAAGCACACAACAGCUCGGUCAUUUGUCAGGUAGAGACUGGACCGCGUCAACUAAGCAUCACUCCUGCCACCAAAAGAAAGAGACGUCGUAAGGGACCAGAAGACGAGCUAGAGACUUCAAUUGUAGAAAGGCUAAACUCGUUAGACUCAAAGAGGGCUCAUGUCGACUCCGAUGAGGAUGGUUUGUUCGGUAGGCAGAUAGCUGCUACUCUACGGAGAUUUCCCUAUGAGAAGAAGGCGUUCGCAAAGCUCAGACUUCAACAAGUGAUGUUAGAGGUAGAGCUUGGUGGGUCAGGAGAUGGCUUUUCUCUGUUUAGAGAGAGCACCCCAUAGGUCACCAACCAUGCUUGUGUGCAUCACUGUGUAGUAUCCUGUGAUACGUGGCCAGCGACUACACUAUGUGUGGUCUAUAAACCGGCUUUUUUAAAAGCCACCAACUACAUCAGAGAGAGAGAAACUGCAGACUGCUAGCUACAUGACUGAUUGACAAACUCAUUAAUCGACAACAACAGGUCAAUAACUUUCAAUUGUCAUGUUUAACACAUACGUACUUUGGCACUGCCUGUGCCUACAUACUCUUAAUUAAUAUGCUCAUUAUAUUAUCUUGGGAAGUGCUAUUCGUAGCCCAUUUUCAGGUAUGGUAAAUAUGGAGCAUUAACUAUUGUUGCCAUAUGGAGUCUGGAAAAAUAUACUAUCAAUCUAGAACAAAU